CCCACAUUAUUCGUUAGUUUGUUGUGGUUAAUAACACAGUGUCUACAUUCGACAAGCAAUCUGUGAAAUAAUUUAAACAAUUCUUAAUAAUUAUUCGGUUAGUGGCACAAAAAGUGUUUUAUACUUAAAUUUUAAAUAUAUUAAGAUAUUAAAAAUAAUUUAAAGAAAGAAAUACAUCCUCGUAUUCUCCAGAAACACAAGUCAGCAACGAACAAAUAGAGAAUAAAUCACGUCCAUAAUGGCAACCUACGAAUUAACAGUAUCGGCUCCGAAUAUAGAAGACCGUAGUUUUACCAAGCCGCUCUUAUGUGGUCCAGGGCCCUGCGAUUUGUGGCCAUCUGUAUCUGAAGCUCUUGCCAAACCCGUUAUCACACCCUUGUGCGACGAACAUUAUAAUGUCAUCGACGACAUCCGUGCUGGUCUUCAGUACAUAUUCCAGACGCGCAAUAAGCUGGUGUACGCGGUCAGCGGUUCCGGACAUAGUGGGAUGGAGACCAUCAUCUCUAACCUUUUGGGACCAAACGAAGUCCUCCUCAUAGCUAGUAGGGGCAUUUGGGACCAGAGGGCGAACAUCAUAGCCAAUAGAUACGGAAUAAAAACCAUUAUCAUCAGCGCACCAUUCAACACGACUUUUAGCCACGAUACACUGGAAGCAGCAUUGAAUAAACAUAAACCAACUGCUUUAUUUAUCACCCAUGGAGAUUCAUCCACGGGCACCGUUCAAAACCUCAAAGGAUUGGGGGAAAUUUGUCAUAGGCACGGAGCGUUCCUGCUAGUGGAUACAGUAGUCUCUCUAGUUGGUGAGCCGUUCUUCAUGGAUGACUGGGGUGUAGACGCAGUAUAUACGUCCACUCAAAAAGCCCUGAGUGGACCGGCUGGCAUAAGUCCUGUUGCGUUUAGCCAGUUCGCUGCAGACAAAAUUAAUAACAGAAAACAUGAACCGCCGUUCUAUUUUGACGCGAAAUUGUUGGCCCAGCAGUGGAACUGUUACGGCAACACAAGACAGUAUCAUCACACACUGAGCCCUCCGCUUCUCUGGGCGCUCCGUCAAUGUCUUCGAGAAGUCGCCAAGGAAACCUUACCCAAGUCGUGGGCACGCCACGCCGCCACCACAGCUCAUUUCCACAGACGGAUCCAACAAAUGUCAUUGCAGUUUCUUGUACCCAAACCUGAAGAUCGCUUAGCCACUGUUACCACAAUAGUGCUGCCAAAUGGCUACGAUUACGUGAAAUUCUACAAAUAUAUUAGAGAUAAAUACAACAUACUAAUCUUCGCCGGUUUGGGUCCUACUGUGGGUAAAGCACUACGCAUAGGUCUGAUGGGUGUUAACUCUACCAUCGAAGUGGCCGAUGCAGUGGCCGAUGCGAUGAUGGGCGCUUUGAAGGUCAAAUCGCUACUUUAAGCAAUUACUUGAAUUAAUUUUUUAUCUGUGUGAAAAAGAAUAACUUACAAAUGUUUUAAGUCCAUUUUACCCUUAAAAUUUUAUAAUAACUAUGUAUAUUAUUAUGAUAUAUAAAUAGAUUUUAUAGUCAAUAGUACAAUGUACCAAACAGUAAUGCAAUUGUUUUAGAAUAUCUGUGUAAUUUAUGUAUUUCAUAUAAGUUUAAUAAAACCAAGAAGUUAUCUCA
Messenger RNA from Manduca sexta (tobacco hornworm), 1628 nucleotides. RefSeq names its product serine--pyruvate aminotransferase, mitochondrial. Gene Ontology annotation, cellular component: peroxisome. Gene Ontology annotation, molecular function: L-alanine:glyoxylate transaminase activity; L-serine:pyruvate transaminase activity. The coding region runs from base 239 to 1402 and encodes 387 amino acids. NCBI's taxonomy places the organism in Eukaryota, Metazoa, Arthropoda, Insecta, Lepidoptera, Sphingidae. The transcript is spliced from 8 exons. The record is from RefSeq and is a predicted model, not a curated record.